GUUCGGCGACCGGUUCCCGGCGUCCCGGAUGUGGUUUUUGUAGUUCUCAUCUCAGCGCAUAGAGGCAAAAACAAGCUUAUUAAAAUAAACUAGAGGAAUAUGGCUUUUCCCCAAAUGCUCUCCUCAUUACCUAGAACCGGAGCAUUGCUCAAAUUCUCUCUUAGAACACGCUCAUUUGUCCGGUCAAGUACCACAAAUGCUACAGACGCAAAACGCCCAUCUUCAGCCCUUAGGAUAGCAACGACUGUCACUGUUGGCGUUCUCACCUAUGGCCUGGGCACCGUUUACCCACCACAACUCGCAACAAUUCUAUUUCCUCGUCCCGCACCUCCACCAUUGCAGCCAGAUCAUCCUGAGGGCAUUGCACAGACUGCCACUGUGGAAUCCCUGCUCCAAUCCUUGCCUGUCGUUACUCAACUUCGAGAAAAGUCAGAUGACUAUUACGAAAGCCGACCGUAUGCUAAGUAUCCGGAAGAAAAGCGAGUCAAUUCGUUGACAGCCGGAUCGCUGCGGGGCCCUGGAAAACUUGCGGUCCCUCCUAUUCUAUUCGCGAAACAUGACGAGACAGAAUCUAUUGCAUUUAUCCACCUUGGAAGAAGCUUAUGUGGCCAUGAUGGCAUCAUACAUGGUGGGUUGCUAGCGACCCUUCUAGACGAGUCUCUCGCCAGAAAUGCGUUCAUGAACUUGCCGGGACACAUUGGUGUUACUGCUAACCUGAACAUUAACUAUCGUUCACCCACAAUAGCAGACCAGGUGAUCAAAAUCACAACGAAAUUGGAGGAAAUCAGAGGGCGGAAGGCUGUGGUGUCCGGCCGCGUUGAAGACUUGUCAGGGAAGCUGCUUGUGGAUGCAACGGGUAUCUUCAUUGAGCCGAAAUUUGCGCCAUUGCUCAAAAGAACUGAUGUUACUCAAGCAAUUGGGAAGCCCAAUGGGAAAACCACCAAAGCUCCAAUUCCCGAAUCUGCGGUAUAGGGCUGAGGCCGCUUGGAUUUCGAUAGCGUUACUGUAAUUUCAACCGCCAAGACUUAAUUAGGUGAUUAUGAACUCAAUGACUGUCAGAUUUGAAAGGUCGUGACACUUGCAGUCCUGGCGGGGAAAAGUUACUACUGCAGGUGGAGCGAUCAUGAAUCUAUGCUAGCUGUGCACUCUACAAGUCAUUGACGAAUCGAGUACAAGCCCUAUUAAUGGAAAUACAUUGGUUUUCUGAUU
Messenger RNA from Cantharellus anzutake, 1209 nucleotides. Its product is annotated as Thioesterase/thiol ester dehydrase-isomerase. NCBI's taxonomy places the organism in Eukaryota, Fungi, Basidiomycota, Agaricomycetes, Cantharellales, Hydnaceae. The transcript is spliced from 7 exons. The record is from RefSeq and is a predicted model, not a curated record. Bases 100 to 972 code for a protein of 290 amino acids.